AUGGCGCCUGCCAGCCCCGUCGUUCAGCAGAAUGGCGCGGCCAAGAUAAAGCGGCCAGUUCCCCCUGGCAUUCAAACAAAUGGCAUCACGUCGUCGAAUUCAUCGCCGUCGCCUUCCAUGUCGGCUAAGAAACCCCCCUCAAGCGCGAAACAGGCCCCGAACUCGGCCAGCGAUAGAUCCAUCACCGCCUCCACCGUUCGCCCAGUCAAUCGGGCGCGCCGCGAAACAUCAUCCCAGGCACCAGGUAGGAACUCGAGAAACAGCGCAGGCAUGCGUACCGGCUCGUUUUCUGCGGGUGCUGGUGCCCAGGAUGAUGGUCCUCUUCCCUAUGAUGUUACCCCUCAAUAUAUCUUGAGAAAGCACAGGGGCAAGCCUCCCUCGUUGGUAGUCCACAUGCAUGCUGCCCACUUCCGAUUCGAUGGACAAGAAGGAACGUUUCCCUAUAAAUCGCCGAUGGGGAAGUUCGUCGAACACCUGAGAGCACGCACUAUACCGCACGAUCUUCUCUGGCAUUUCAUCGACGCCAACGUUCCGUUCUACGACGGCUGUCUCAUUGUCCAAAUUCAUGAUCACAAGUCCCUUGCGCAGACAACCAAAGCCGUCACCAAGGCUUCACCGACAUCCAAUGCCGUGGUGCCUUCUUCUAUUCAUAACUACAAUCAGUGUCUAACGCCCUCCCCGUACGUGCCAUUUCCAAAAGAAGAACAAAGCUCGGAAAAUGGCGUGGCAGGGACCAAGGAUGCCGAGAGUUCGAAGGAGAAGCAGGAAGAAGACAAGGAUAAGGACAGCAUGCCUGCUCCAUCACAACCAUUGGAAUCUACGACGGCCAAGGAGGCAGCGAAGCCCAAGAUUUUCACCGCCGUGUUGCACCCCACUCCAGAGUCUCUGCAAAUGGAUCUCAAGAUAAAGGCUUCCACGCCAAGGGGGGACGGUAAGGGAGUCAAUGACACACCGUCACUUGCACCGCCGUCGACCCCUUUGUCCCUUGUUCCGCCAACGCCAACCGUUGGCAGCAUGCCGCCACCUGCCAUCAAGCGCCAAAAGAAGGAGAAGAUGGAAUUGGACAACAGUUCGAUAUAUGCGGUCGAGGGACAAAUUCUUUUGGCGACAACUGCGCCGUUAAUGCUGGAGCCAACUCGGAAUGCCGAAGAGACUAUUCUUUUACUAGAAAUGAUGGCGCAUCCGAAUCAUUCUGAGCCUCCUCCGCAACCUAAGACUCGUAAGAGAACAGUUGCUGAGAUGGCUGCUGAUGAGGCUGCCGCCGCCGAUCAAGAACGAUACAUGCUUGUCCUGGAUGACAGGCUCUCGGGGAACACCUCUGGUGCUCCAGGUGCUGGUGCAACAGAUGGUGAAGCACAGACGAACGCAGCCACCUUCGAGCCGAGGUUCGAGAGAUUUAAGGUUAUAGAGAGCAUUAAGCGUGAUCAUGCGGAGAAGAAGGAACAGGAGAAGAUCAAACAGCAAGAGAACGACCGACGCCUGCAGCUUCAGCGGCAAGAGCAAUUGUUGCAGGCUCAGAGACAACAGGCAGAAGCGGAGCGUCAAAGGCGUGAGGCUGCUCUCAGGGAGAACCAGAUGCGACAAGAAGCACAACGGCAACAACUGGCACAACGCAAUGCUACUGCAGCGGCCGCAGCUCAGAGCCAACAGCAACAACAAGCCCAACAGGCAGCUCAGCAGCAGCAGCAGCAACAGCAACAGCAGCAACAGCAACAACCACAACCCCAACAGGCUCAAGCCCAGCAGACACAGCAUGCCCACCCCGUUCAGAACGGUAUGACCGGCAACAUGCCGAAUGGCGUCCCGGCCGGUGGACAGAAUGCCGUGGCUAAUACCAUGCAAGCAGCCGCACAACCUCGCUUCCCGGCACAAAUGGCGCAAGCUGCAGCAGCUUCUUCUCCUGUGAUCCGACAAGGAACACCACAAAAUAUGUCCUCACCAAUGGUGGGCAGUGUACCCAUGCAGCAAACUAACUCCAACAUGGCGACGAGUCCUCCUCGACCACCAUCUGUCGUUCAGAACAGCCAGAUGUCGGUCCCGAUGGCACAUAAUAUGUCUGCCAGGGGCAGUCAACAGAGCCAUCCUUCCGGUACUCCCCGCCUGCCGAACUCGACACCCAAUAUGCCACAUGGUACACCUAUCAACCGACAAGCCAUGGCGGCCACUCCACGCAUGUCACAAGCUAGCCCUCCUCCAAAUAUGAUGGCACAGAAUUCUCAGAUGAGCCAGGCCCAGGCCAUGAUGAUGAAUCAGCAGGGUAUGAACCAACACAACCCGCAAAUAUUUGCGCAAAUGGCGGCGCAACAACGGGCGAUUGCAGCACAGCAGCAGAUGGCAGCUAUGCAAAAUGGAGGCGCCAACGCGGGCAUGAACCCCCAGGGAUUCUCACCCCAGCAACAUCAAGUGAUGCAAAUGAUGCAGAGGCAGUUGAUGUUACAGCAGCAGCAGCAACAACAACAACAAGCUCAGCAACAGCAACAGCAGCAACCCCAGCAGCAGGCAGGCAUGAUGACCCCUCAACAGCAGCAGCAGCUUGCUCAGCAGUAUGCGCAACUACAACAGAAUAUGCAAGGCAAUCAAAUGCGGCAGAUGACACCACAGAUGCAGGCACAGAUUCAGCAAAUGGCACGCAUGGGACAGAUGGGUAACCCAAUGCAGAGACAGGUCAGCGGACAGAUGAUGAACGGUAACAACGCAAAUAUGCAAGCGUUUGCAGCUAUGCAGUUACAACAGCAACAACAACAAGCACAGCAGCAACAGCAGCAGCAGCAGCAACAACAACAACAUCAUCCACAACAACAGGGCCAGCCUCAACCACAACAAAUGAGUGCCAAUCCUAUCCAAGCGCAGAUACAGAUGAAUGCUCGGCAGAUUUAUGCCCGGUUGAUGCAGGGUGCAGUUGCCAAGUUUGGCAGUGCUGAAAAUGUGCCACAGGAGACACUUGACAAGAUGAAGCAGAACUCAUUCCUGCAAGCCCAGCAGAUGAUUCAACAGACAGUGAUCCAACGACGGGCACAACAACAGCAAAUGAUGCUGCAACAACAACAGCAGCAGGCUGCCAUGCAGGGGAUGGGCGGCAUGAUGGGACAUCAAGGCAUGUAA
Messenger RNA from Pochonia chlamydosporia 170, 3102 nucleotides. Its product is annotated as transcription factor SPT20. Gene Ontology annotation, molecular function: transcription coregulator activity. Gene Ontology annotation, biological process: regulation of transcription by RNA polymerase II. The transcript is spliced from 2 exons. NCBI's taxonomy places the organism in Eukaryota, Fungi, Ascomycota, Sordariomycetes, Hypocreales, Clavicipitaceae. The record is from RefSeq and is a predicted model, not a curated record. Gene Ontology annotation, cellular component: SAGA complex. The coding region runs from base 1 to 3102 and encodes 1033 amino acids.